Messenger RNA from Rhipicephalus sanguineus (brown dog tick), 1050 nucleotides. RefSeq lists its product as uncharacterized. Gene Ontology annotation, molecular function: nucleic acid binding. Lineage: Eukaryota; Metazoa; Arthropoda; Arachnida; Ixodida; Ixodidae. The transcript is spliced from 2 exons. Gene Ontology annotation, biological process: DNA integration. Bases 1 to 1050 code for a protein of 349 amino acids. The record is from RefSeq and is a predicted model, not a curated record.
AUGUCAUCCGCUGCAAGCGGAGGGCCUCUUAUGUCGUCGUACUACAGUGACUUAAUUGGAUCAGCGCGCAUUCGAUACGAAGAAAAGGUGCAAAUGUGCGACGGCAUCGAUCCGUACACGCUGCGACCGCACGCCGACACGACGACGGACGUCAACACGCUGCCUGAAGUAACGCACGGAGAUAUCGUGAACUAUCUAGUGUACUCCUCGAGCUUCGCGACUCUUCAGGAAAUGAAAGCCUUCAAGCGGCUGGGUGAAGAGCUUGUCGACGAAGCGGCUUCAGGAAGGAAAAGUGGUCCUGCUUGGGGAGAAACACUCGUGUCCGACAACGGAAGCCAGUUCAUUUCUGCAGAGUUCCAAGCCUACCUCAAGCACAGGGGCAUUCGGCACGUAAGAACCGCACCGUAUCACCCAAGUAGCAACGGACUGGCUGAACGUUUUGUUCAGACUUUGAAGUCAGCGCUCCGCAAGACCAGUCCGAGGAGCGCCAGUGAGGAGUUAGCCGACUUCCUUCUGACGUAUCGUAAUACGCCUCAUGCUACGACAGGGGAGGCCCCUUCCACUUUGCUCCUGGGGAGACGCCUGCGGACCAGACUAGACCUCAUACGACCAGCGGUCGAGAACAGAGUGCGCCAGCGCCAGUUCGACCAGACAAGGCGUCACCCGUGUCGUGACAACGUCAUUGCUGUUGGUGAUGCCGUUCGUGUGCGCAAUUUCCGAUCGGGACCAAAGUGGCCGUGUGCAACAGUUCUUGCCCGUACGGGACCAGUGUCAUAUCGGUUAAGUGUAGUGACUCCGCGUGGUGUGUUCCAGUGGGUGCGUCACCAGAAUCACAUCCGCAACGAUAACACCGGCAUCGCCACGGAGUUCGAACUACCCUUCAGUGAAAGGCAACAAGAAGUUCCCGCACAGGUCCCGGCCUGCGACUCAUCACAUGACGUCGACAGCUCGCCCACCGCACAAAGUGAACCGACGGACACUUCAAACGCUCCUAGCGAACGUCGCUACCCGCAGAGACAGCGUCGCCCACCUGAUCGCUUUGUGCCGUGA